Messenger RNA from Soboliphyme baturini, 564 nucleotides. The record is from the annotation of a GenBank genome assembly. Lineage: Eukaryota; Metazoa; Nematoda; Enoplea; Dioctophymatida; Soboliphymatidae.
AUGAUUUUGUCGUAUUACAAUGAAACGGAUAUCCGGAUGCUUCAACAGCGGCUUCUGGACAACGGCAUGAGCACAGUGCGCAAGGCCGGUCAACGCGCCUCAACAGUAACGUUCCGCUGCCUUGCGUUGCUACUGUUCACGGUUUACAUGAUUCUGAGCAUCUGGAGCUGCAGCUUGACUGAAAUUCACCUCAGUCAGAGGUACCUCCUCCCGUGGUUUAGCAGGUCGUACGAAUUCCUUGAAAAUCACGAAAAGUACUUCUACAAGUAUUCGAAUCAUGUGGAGAUCGUUUUCCCUGAAUCGGUCGAUUACCACGACCCCCUUACGAAAGCUUCGAUUCUCAGCCUCACCCGCUGGCUAGAACAAGACGUUCCAUACGUGAAAAGAGUCAUUUGUUGGCUCAAAGAUUUUGACAGUUUCGACAAAAAUUCUUUCUACACUGUGCAACGAGACUCUCUGGUGACGACUCUCGCAUCUCGGUUUUUCAAUCAAUCAAAGUACAAGCAUUACCAGCAAGAUAUUUUGAUCGACCCUGAACAAAACCGCAUACUGCAGACUAGGUGA